Periophthalmus magnuspinnatus is the source of this 3543-nucleotide messenger RNA. It is a transcript of the gene atp2b3b, whose product is annotated as ATPase plasma membrane Ca2+ transporting 3b. Gene Ontology annotation, cellular component: intracellular membrane-bounded organelle; membrane. Gene Ontology annotation, molecular function: ATP hydrolysis activity; ATP binding; P-type calcium transporter activity. The transcript has 26 exons. Bases 1 to 3543 code for a protein of 1180 amino acids. Lineage: Eukaryota; Metazoa; Chordata; Actinopteri; Gobiiformes; Gobiidae. Gene Ontology annotation, biological process: calcium ion transmembrane transport; regulation of cytosolic calcium ion concentration. The record is from RefSeq and is a predicted model, not a curated record.
AUGGGCGAGAUGGCAAACAGCGCGGUGGAGUUUUACCCUAAAGGUCGCGGGGGCAGCGUGAGGGGGGGAGGGGCCGAUGGGGGGCACGCGGGGGCAGACUUCGGGGUGACGGUGAAGGAGCUAAGGGAGCUGAUGGAGCUGAGAGGAGCCGACGCGCUGCAGAAGAUCCAGGACAGCUACGGAGACACGGAGGGAUUAUGCCACAGGCUCAACUCCAGCACCACAGACGGCCUGAGUGGGGAGCCUGGAGACCUGGAGCGCAGGGGACAAACUUUUGGGCAGAACUUUAUUCCUCCGAAAAAACCCAAAACGUUUCUGGAGCUUGUGUGGGAGGCUCUACAGGACGUGACCCUCAUCAUCCUCGAGAUCGCAGCCAUCAUCUCCCUCGGCCUGUCCUUCUACCAGCCGCCCGGCAAAGACACAGAGGCGUGCGGUAAUGUGUCGGCGGGGGCGGAGGACGAAGGCGAGGCAGAGGCAGGCUGGAUCGAGGGGGCAGCCAUCUUGUUGUCAGUGGUGUGCGUCGUCCUGGUAACGGCGUUUAACGACUGGAGUAAAGAGAAGCAGUUCCGAGGUCUCCAGUCCCGGAUCGAGCAGGAGCAGAGGUUUGCCGUGGUCAGGAAAGGGAACGUCAUCCAGAUCCCAGUGGCCGACAUGGUGGUGGGAGACAUGGCACAGGUCAAAUACGGGGACCUGCUUCCAGCCGAUGGGAUCCUGGUUCAGGGGAAUGACCUGAAGAUUGACGAGAGCUCUCUGACCGGAGAGUCUGACCACGUGCGCAAGUCUGUGGACAAAGACCCCAUGUUACUUUCAGGCACUCAUGUGAUGGAGGGCUCUGGGAGGAUGCUGGUCACCGCGGUCGGAGUGAACUCUCAAACUGGGAUCAUCUUCACUCUGCUCGGAGCCGGAGACAUGGAGGAGGACAGCAAAGACAAGAAAGAGAAAAAUGAGAGAGAAAAGAAACCUGACGGAGCCGUGGAGAACAACCAGAACAAAGCCAAGAAGCAGGAUGGAGGAGUGGCCAUGGAGAUGCAGCCUCUGAAGAGCGCAGAGGGAGGAGAGGUGGAAGAGAGGGAGAAGAAGAAAACAAGUGUACCCAAAAAAGAGAAGAGCGUCCUGCAGGGAAAACUCACCAAACUCGCUGUGCAGAUUGGCAAAGCGGGUUUGGUGAUGUCUGCGAUCACCGUCAUCAUCCUCGUGCUGUACUUCGUCAUUGACACUUUUGUAAUCGAAGGCCGUACGUGGCUAACAGAGUGCACUCCAGUUUAUAUCCAGUACUUUGUAAAGUUCUUCAUCAUCGGAGUCACAGUUUUGGUGGUGGCUGUUCCAGAAGGACUUCCACUUGCUGUCACCAUCUCCCUCGCCUAUUCUGUCAAGAAAAUGAUGAAGGACAAUAACCUGGUGCGACACCUGGACGCCUGUGAGACGAUGGGCAACGCCACUGCCAUCUGCUCCGAUAAGACGGGGACUCUGACCACCAACCGCAUGACUGUGGUACAGGCCUACGUCGGGGAUGUGCACUACAGACUGAUCCCAGACCCAGGGCAGAUCGGCCCCAAAACUCUGGAUCUUCUGGUCCAUGCCAUCGCCAUCAACAGCGCCUACACCUCCAAGAUCCUGCCACCUGAUGUGGAGGGAGGUCUGGCCAAACAAGUGGGAAACAAGACUGAGUGUGGUCUGCUGGGGUUUGUCCUGGACCUGAGACAAGACUAUGCCCCCGUGAGAGAGCAGGUCCCAGAGGAGAAACUCUACAAGGUCUACACGUUUAACUCUGUGCGUAAGUCCAUGAGCACCGUGAUCAAACUGUCAGACGGCACGUUUCGUCUCUACAGUAAAGGAGCCUCUGAGAUCAUGCUCAAAAAAUGUUCGUAUAUCCUGGACGCCAACGGAGAGCCACGUAGUUUCCGCCCCCGAGACAGAGACGAGAUGGUUAAACAGGUCAUUGAGCCAAUGGCUUGUGAGGGCCUGAGAACCAUCUGCAUUGCCUACAGAGACCUGUCCCCAAACCCAGAGCCCGACUGGGACAAUGAGGCCGAGAUCGUAACCGAGCUCACCUGCAUCACUGUGGUCGGGAUAGAAGACCCUGUCAGACCUGAGGUCCCAGAGGCCAUCAGGAAGUGCCAGCGAGCGGGAAUCACGGUGAGGAUGGUCACAGGAGACAACAUCAACACGGCCAGAGCCAUCGCAGCAAAGUGUGGCAUCAUCCACCCAGGAGACGACUUCAUCUGUCUGGAGGGGAAAGACUUCAACCGACGCAUCCGCAACGAGAAGGGAGAGAUCGAACAAGAGAGAAUCGACAAAAUCUGGCCCAAACUCCGAGUGCUGGCACGAUCCUCCCCCACAGACAAGCACACACUGGUCAAAGGCAUCAUCGACAGUAGCAUCUUGGAGCAGAGGCAGGUGGUAGCAGUGACCGGAGACGGAACCAACGACGGUCCCGCGCUAAAGAAGGCCGAUGUGGGAUUCGCCAUGGGCAUAGCGGGCACAGAUGUGGCGAAGGAGGCGUCUGACAUCAUCCUGACAGACGAUAAUUUCUCGAGCAUCGUUAAAGCCGUGAUGUGGGGCCGAAACGUCUACGACUCCAUCUCCAAGUUCCUCCAGUUUCAGCUCACGGUCAACGUUGUGGCCGUGAUCGUAGCCUUCACAGGGGCGUGCAUCACACAGGACUCCCCGCUGAAGGCCGUGCAGAUGCUCUGGGUGAACCUCAUCAUGGACACCUUCGCGUCUCUCGCCUUGGCGACCGAGCCCCCGACAGAGGCACUGUUGCUACGGAAACCCUACGGCCGGAACAACCCUUUGAUCUCACUGACCAUGAUGAAGAACAUCCUGGGUCACGGGGUCUACCAGCUUGUCAUCAUCUUCACCCUUCUCUUCAUCGGCGAGCGCAUAUUUAACAUCGACAGCGGGAGGAACGCCCCCCUGCACUCCCCCCCCUCGGAGCACUACACCAUCAUCUUCAACACCUUCGUCCUCAUGCAGCUCUUCAACGAGAUCAACGCUCGUAAGAUCCAUGGAGAGAGGAAUGUUUUCGAUGGAAUCUUUGGAAACCCCAUCUUCUGCUCCAUCGUCCUCGGCACCUUUGCUGUGCAGAUCGUGAUCGUCCAGUUUGGAGGGAAGCCGUUCAGCUGUGCCCCUCUGAACGUGGAGCAGUGGCUCUGGUGUCUGUUUGUGGGAGUGGGAGAGCUGCUCUGGGGACAGUUGAUAGCCACAGUGCCCACAGAGCGGCUUCCCUGUCUGAAGGAGGCGGGGCUGGGUCUGGAGCCUGGAGAGGAGGAGGGAGAGGAGCUGGCAGAGGAUGAAGAGGAGAUCGACUGUGCAGAGAGGGAGCUGAGGAGGGGCCAGAUACUGUGGUUCAGAGGCCUCAACCGCAUACAGACACAGAUGGAGGUAGUGAGCACGUUCAAACGCAGCGGUUCGUUUCAGGGCGCAGUGCGGAGGCGCUCGUCUGUGCUCAGUCAACUUCACGACGUAAACACUCUCUCUACCCCCUCUCACGUGUCUCUGUCCGCCACAGCCAAUUCAACUUCUGUGGGUUUUCAAUUUUAA